AUGUAUUUCGUAGAUUCAUGCAAUGGCUUGCUAUGCAUGCGAGAUGUAUACAACCCCUUCACCUGCCUUUACUUGGAGCUCCCAAGAUUGAUUAACCAUCCAGUAGAGGGGGAACAUAUUGCAUUCGGUUUUCAUCCAUCGACAAAACAAUACAAGGUGGUGCAGAUAGUAUAUCGAAGACAAUUGAUUAGAGGAGUCGGCCUAUUUGAUGUUACUACAUCUACUUUAAUACAGUCACAGGUUCAUAUUCUAACAAUUGGUGAUCCCGCUUGGAGAAAUAUAGGAAUGUUACCGUAUGAUUUGACUCGGCCAACAUCGAAAGCUUUGGUCAAUGGGAGGCUUCAUUGGCUUUCUAAGCCUAACAAGAACACCACGGCUAGCUUACUCGCAUCGUUUGAUCUUGCAACUGAGCAAUUCCAGGAGAUGCAUAAGCCCGAUUGUUGUGUCUUGGACCGGUGUUUUCAUGAUCUGAUGGUUGUACGAGGUUGUCUCUCAGCUGGUGCUUAUCAUGAUAAUGAACAAUUGGAGAUAUGGGUUAUGAAGGAAUAUAGUGUGAAGAACUCUUGGAUCAAAGAAUUCACCAUUGGAACUUACUUGCCCCGAACAUUGCAACAAAAUGAUCUCCUACACUUCAAUAAUGCAAGGGCUUGA
Molecule: messenger RNA, 651 nt
Organism: Durio zibethinus
Lineage: Eukaryota; Viridiplantae; Streptophyta; Magnoliopsida; Malvales; Malvaceae
Source: RefSeq, a predicted model, not a curated record